Molecule: messenger RNA, 2315 nt
Organism: Oreochromis niloticus (Nile tilapia)
Lineage: Eukaryota; Metazoa; Chordata; Actinopteri; Cichliformes; Cichlidae
Gene: bmp3
Product: bone morphogenetic protein 3
Exons: 3
Coding region: 473-1864 (463 amino acids)
Biological process (GO): osteoblast differentiation
Cellular component (GO): extracellular region
Molecular function (GO): cytokine activity; growth factor activity
Source: RefSeq, a predicted model, not a curated record
GAGAGAAAGGAGAGAGGAAUACCCAGCUGGUCCCACAAGCCCUAUAAUACCAAGCACAACAUGCUUUACCUUCAAUGAAAGCUGAGACUGAGGGACGGUUGACUGCUGGACCUGAAAUCAGCUUAGAGUCUGAGAGGCGCAGUUUUUCUGUUUCUGCUUUCUCACACCUCAUCCUGCGCGCCGGAACAUUUUUUACUAUUAUCAUUAUUAUUAUUAUUACUAUUUGCAUUUUUUACUGACUUAAUUUACUGACUCAAACACAUUUAGACCUGCAACUUAUCAAAACUAGAGACAACUUGGAUAACGCAUCUUCCUCUCUUGUUGUGACCGGUGUCAAAGGUGAUGGUGUCAUUUUCUUGCAGAGGACUCAGGUGAUGGUAUGUGUUUCUGGAGAUAGGGGCCACUUUCGGAAACGUGUUAGUUUUUCCACAGCUGUUAUUUUUUCGUUUGCUACGUUUCCUUUGCCUCAAACAUGGCACUCUACUCUCGAUUUGUGAUCGUGCUGCUUUACGGAUGGAGUUAUUUGUGCGUUGGAUUGUGCGCGAUGCUGAAAACGGACAAUAUCCCCGAGAGACGAAAGGUGGAUUUUACGCUUUCGGUGGAUAAAAAAUACGCGACAAAAGAAGACCGGGAUGCGCUUUUACAGGAUACGAUGACGGAGCACAUGCAGAUGCUUUACGCGAAGUACAACAGCGCUGGAUUUCCCUUCAAGGACGGCAACACUGUUCGUAGUUUCAAAGCGCAUUGGGGUACUAUAAACAAGAAACAGCUGCAGAUUUUCAACCUCACCUCCCUCACCAAAUCAGAAGACAUCCUGUCAGCUACUCUUCAUUAUUACAUUGGAGACCUUCAGAACAGCACCCAGGGCUGCUCCAGGUCCAAAAGCUGCGCUCGCCAUGGUCCCAGGAGGCACAGCCACAUCCACAUGGUCAUCUGGAGUUUUGCAUCUGUGGAUAACAAGAUGAGGACUCUAGGACAUUUUCGGAUCAAUGUGUCCACCCUCUACAGGGACUUCAUAUCUUGGCAGUGGAAGGACAUAACUCGUGUGGUCAACCAGGCCAAACACCACGACGAGCUGCUUAUUGGGAUUGAAGUAGCUUCACAAGGUUCCCAGCCGUGGAAGAAGCUCCUGUCAGAUCGCUCACCCUACAUCCUGGUCUAUGCCAAUGACUCUGCCAUUUCAGAGCCUGAAAGUGUGGUAGCCACUCUGCAGAGGCCCCACUCAGUGAGAGGCGAGGGCUCCAUUUCACAUGGCUUCCAUAAACUGGGACUACAAGAGCAAAAUGACACCGAAGGACAGCCACAGCCCAGACACAAGCGCUCAGUGAAUGUUCUCCUACCUUUGCAAAAUAAUGAACUUCCUGGUCCCGAGUAUCCAUAUGAGACAACCGGCUGGGACGAAACAACUCCCUACGAACCAUUUGAAAACAAACAGGCACGCCGGCCACGUAAAAAGACACGCAAGAAUCAACGGCAUAAGAUGCCCUUGCUACAGUUUGAUGAGCAGACAAUUAAAAAGGCACGAAAGAAGCAAUGGAACGAGCCCAGGAAUUGCGCUCGGAGAUACCUGAAAGUUGACUUUGCCGACAUUGGAUGGAGCGAAUGGAUUAUAUCGCCCAAGUCGUUUGAUGCCUACUAUUGCUCAGGGUCCUGCCAGUUCCCCAUGCCAAAGGCUCUGAAGCCAUCUAACCACGCCACCAUCCAGAGCAUAGUGCGGGCGGUGGGCGUCGUCCCAGGCAUCCCCGAGCCGUGCUGCGUCCCCGAGAAGAUGUCUUCCCUCAGCAUCCUUUUCUUUGACGAGGACAAGAAUGUGGUGCUGAAAGUCUACCCCAACAUGACAGUAGAUUCCUGCGCCUGUAGAUAGUUUCUUUUUCCUCCCAGGCCUCAUCGCACACACCUCAUGUCAUAAAGAGAAGUAAAAAAAAAAAAACCCACAUACAGCCAAAAAUACGGUCUCUUCUCCUGUUCCUGCAGUCAUACACUCACUCAGAUACAAAUAUCAAGUGAAUACAACUUCCCUUUUGCACUGGAGGAGAGCACCGCCUGUUGUUCCAGGUGACGAUGUGACUGUCAGUGGGAAGAAAUGGAUCGCGUGAGUUAUCCUAGUAAAAGUUGUAUUUUAAACGUAUUUAUCAUCGCUGCUCAGUUAUCAGUUGGCCGACGGCAGGGUGGACGCGAUCAUAAACCCACUAUCAAGGCAUACAAACACCAGCUGAGGCAUAAAAGAGACAAAAACUGAAGGAAAAUAUUCACUUUUCAGGAAAAACCAAAAAGAUCUUCAUUUCAGCUGGUGCCCGUGGGAGGGCGGGGUGGUU